Messenger RNA from Budorcas taxicolor (takin), 2151 nucleotides. RefSeq names its product POU class 6 homeobox 2 (gene POU6F2). Bases 1 to 2151 code for a protein of 716 amino acids. Gene Ontology annotation, molecular function: RNA polymerase II cis-regulatory region sequence-specific DNA binding; DNA-binding transcription factor activity, RNA polymerase II-specific. Gene Ontology annotation, biological process: regulation of transcription by RNA polymerase II. The transcript is spliced from 10 exons. The record is from RefSeq and is a predicted model, not a curated record. NCBI's taxonomy places the organism in Eukaryota, Metazoa, Chordata, Mammalia, Artiodactyla, Bovidae.
AUGCAUGCCAGAAACCCCCAUUCUCUUUUUCAAAGACAACAUAUGAUGGAUUGCGAUCUCUCAGCCCAGCAGGACACGGGGACCAUGCAAGCUGUAAUUGGUCAGGAUCCAAUGAUAGCUGGACAAGUCAGUAAGCCCUUGCUGUCAGUGCGGAGUGAAAUGAAUGCGGAGUUGAGAGGUGAGGACAAGGCUGCUACUUCAGACAGCGAGCUGAAUGAGCCCCUGCUUGCGCCCGUGGAAUCAAAUGACAGCGAGGACACUCCCAGCAAGCUCUUCGGGGCCAGAGGAAACCCAGCACUGUCAGACCCAGGCACUCCUGAACACCAGGCCAGUCAGACCCACCCCCCUUUCCCAGUUGGACCACAGCCACUUCUGACAGCACAGCAGUUAGCCUCUGCAGUUGCUGGUGUGAUGCCCGGAGGCACGCCGGCCCUCAACCAGCCUAUCCUCAUCCCCUUCAACAUGGCCGGACAGCUAGGGGGGCAGCAAGGAUUGGUCCUCACACUGCCUACUGCGAAUCUCACCAACAUCCAAGGGCUGGUAGCAGCAGCUGCAGCCGGAGGCAUUAUGACUCUGCCAUUGCAAAAUCUACAAGCUACCUCAUCCCUGAACUCCCAACUCCAGCAGCUCCAGCAGCUUCAGCAACUCCAGCAGCAGCAGCCGCCACCGCCCCCGGCUCCGCCGGGCAGCCAGCACCCGCAGCCCGCCCCGCAGGCGCCCCCGCAGCCCCAGCAGCAGCCGCCCCAACCAGCCCCGCCGUCCCAGCAGCCGCAGCCCGCCUCCCAGCCACUGCCGGCUCCGCCCGCGCAGCCCCCGCAGCCUCCAGCCCACCCUCACCCCCAGAGCCAGAACCAACCGUCUCCGACUCAGCAGAGCGCCAGCCCCCCUCAGAAAGCCAGCCAGUCUCCGGGACACGGCCUCCCGUCGCCGCUCACGCCACCCAAUCCUUUGCAGCUGGUUAAUAAUCCACUAGCAAGUCAGGCUGCAGCGGCUGCAGCAGCAGCAGCCAUGGGCUCCAUAGCAAGUUCACAGGCCUUUGGCAAUACCCUCUCCAGUCUGCAGGGGGUCACAGGUCAACUAGUUACUAAUGCACAAGGACAGAUUAUUGGGACCAUUCCUCUGAUGCCGAAUCCAGGGCCCUCAAGCCAAACAGCGAGUGGCACGCAAGGCCUUCAAGUGCAGCCGAUUACCCCCCAGCUCCUGACGAACGCCCAGGGCCAGAUCAUUGCCACAGUCAUCGGGAACCAGAUCCUGCCUGUGAUCAACACGCAGGGCAUCACGCUCUCCCCCAUCAAGCCCGGCCAGCAGCUCCACCAACCCUCCCAGACGUCAGUGGGUCAAGCAGCCUCCCAAAGCAGUCUUCUGCACCUGGCUCACAGCCAAGCAUCCAUGUCUCAAAGCCCCGUCCGGCAGGCUUCCUCCUCUUCCUCCUCAUCCUCCUCUUCUUCAGCUUUGAGCGUGGGCCAGUUAGUCAGCAAUCCUCAAACGGCUGCGGGUGAGGUGGAUGGGGUUAAUCUGGAGGAGAUCCGAGAAUUUGCCAAAGCUUUUAAAAUCCGGCGCCUGUCCCUUGGCCUGACCCAGACUCAGGUGGGCCAAGCCCUCAGUGCCACAGAGGGCCCCGCGUACAGCCAGUCGGCCAUCUGCAGACACACCAUCCUGAGAAGCCACUUUUUCCUACCACAGGAAGCCCAAGAGAACACUAUAGCUAGCAGUCUGACAGCCAAACUGAACCCUGGCCUUUUGUAUCCUGCCAGGUUUGAAAAGCUGGACAUCACUCCUAAAAGUGCCCAGAAGAUCAAGCCGGUGCUUGAGCGGUGGAUGGCUGAGGCUGAGGCCCGCCAUCGAGCAGGUAUGCAGAACCUGACCGAAUUUAUCGGGAGUGAACCGUCCAAAAAGCGCAAGAGGCGCACCUCCUUCACGCCCCAGGCCCUUGAGAUCCUCAAUGCCCACUUUGAGAAGAACACACACCCCUCUGGGCAGGAAAUGACCGAAAUUGCCGAGAAGCUGAACUAUGACCGGGAAGUAGUUAGAGUUUGGUUCUGCAAUAAGAGGCAAGCCCUGAAGAACACGAUUAAACGCUUAAAACAGCACGAGCCGGCCACAGCGGUCCCUUUGGAGCCCUUAACAGACUCGCUGGAAGAAAAUUCCUAA